This is a messenger RNA of Cercospora beticola, 3161 nucleotides long. Its product is annotated as SLC26/SulP family anion transporter. The record is from RefSeq and is a predicted model, not a curated record. Gene Ontology annotation, molecular function: secondary active sulfate transmembrane transporter activity. Gene Ontology annotation, biological process: transmembrane transport. Lineage: Eukaryota; Fungi; Ascomycota; Dothideomycetes; Mycosphaerellales; Mycosphaerellaceae. Gene Ontology annotation, cellular component: plasma membrane.
CAAACGUGUGUAGUCGGACCCGCAACUGCGUAAUAUCCACGAGAAAAUUGAUUCUUGUCAGUCUUGGACGUUGAACAGGCAAAAAGUCUGCCUUCACAGCGCUCUCACUGCUGCGACCAGGCCUGGCUGUGAACAUACAAAGCUCACGUACUGGCACCGUCGGGCUAGCAUAACAAGCCCUACCAAGGUGCUUACACCCGCCCAUUAUUACGCCACCGACAGAACUGGACGCCGCACCAAUCGAGGAACAGGCUCAGUGCCAUCUCCCACGAAGAGUCCUCCCCCAAAGGACUGUACCUUGCGCUUCCACGCACUGUCGUGCUUCCGCAAUCGGGAAGAUCGUAGUUUUCGCCAUCGCCUGGAUCUAUCACCUGCUCAAGCCCUGCGCCGGACGCACCAAUACCCUUCUGUCCUUCGCGAGCUUGGAUCUCGCAGGGUGUACAUCUCCGGGAACGCAUAAUACUAGCGUCAGUCGGUCGAGGUCGGGCUAAGAGCGCCUGUGCAAAGACUAGCUCCCACGCGAAACUUUACCUCAAGCCAUAAAACAGCGCCCUGGAGGCCCAGCAUUCUUAGCAUUCGCCCGUCGUCUCUUGACUUUCACUCACGAUGGCUUCGACGAGUACCAAGAUCGGCCAUGGCUUGGCCAAGGUCCUGGGCAUUAAACUGGACGACGGAACUCCAGGAUCGAAACUCUCACGAGGAGAGUCAGUCUUCUCAGUUGAGAGUGCGGAUUCGUACGUCGAACAAGAGCCUACGGCAGCAGAGUGGCUUCGCGAUGUGAUACCAUCUGGCACGGACGUUCUACACUACUGCCACAACCUAUUCCCCUUCACGAAAUGGAUCCUGCGCUAUAACGCUCAGUGGUUGUAUGGUGACCUGGUUGCUGGUAUCACUGUCGGCGCAGUCGUCGUGCCACAGAGUAUGGCGUACGCCCAACUGGCUCAGCUCCCUGUCGAAUACGGUCUCUACUCAUCCUUCAUGGGUGUGCUUAUCUACUGGUUUUUUGCGACUUCCAAGGACAUCACUAUCGGUCCCGUAGCAGUCAUGUCAACCAUCGUCGGCAACAUCGUCAUCUCGGUCGCUAAGAAAGAUCCCACGAUUGAAGGACACGUCGUUGCCUCAGCCCUGGCCGUCAUUGUCGGCGCCAUAGUCUGCUUUCUCGGCCUCGCGCGUCUCGGAUGGCUUGUUGAGUUCAUCUCGCUCGCUUCGAUCUCCGCUUUCAUGACUGGUUCUGCCAUCAAUAUCGCGGUCGGUCAAGUCCCGGCCUUGAUGGGUAUUUCGAGCAAGAUCGUGAACAACCGGGACUCGACGUAUCUGGUCGUUAUCAACACCUUGAAGCACUUGGGUUCUUCGAAGCUCGACGCAGCGCUUGGGCUUACAGCACUUACAAUGCUGUACCUCAUUCGAUCGAGCCUCAACUUCGCCGCAAGGAAGCAGCCUCAGCACAAGAAGCUCUACUUCUUCUUGGCCACCCUUCGAACGGCCUUUGUGAUCUUGCUCUAUACCAUGAUCGCCUGGCUCAUGAACCUCAACUUGGAGGACCACGACGCUAAGAAGUCUCCGAUUGCAAUCCUGGGCACAGUGCCACGAGGAUUCAAACACGCCGCCGUUCCGACGGUGAACAGCAACAUCAUCAGCCUUUUUGCAGGCGAGCUGCCAGCGUCCGUCAUCGUACUCCUCAUUGAGCACAUAUCGAUCUCAAAGUCUUUCGGAAGAGUCAACAACUACACCAUCGACCCUUCACAGGAGUUGGUCGCCAUCGGCGUCACCAACCUCCUUGGUCCAUUCCUCGGUGGUUACCCCGCUACUGGUUCUUUCUCCAGAACAGCCAUUAAGUCGAAAGCUGGUGUGCGUACCCCAUUUGCUGGUGUCAUCACGGCCGUGGUCGUACUUCUCUCGAUCUACGCUCUGCCUGCGGUUUUCUUCUACAUUCCGAAGGCAGCGCUCAGCGCCGUCAUUAUUCACGCUGUAGGAGAUCUGAUCACGCCACCGAACACCGUCUACCAAUUUUGGAGAGUCUCGCCGCUGGAAGUGCCCAUCUUCUUCGCCGGUGUUAUCAUCACCGUAUUCACGACCAUUGAGAUCGGUGUAUACGUCACUGUUGCCGCGUCUGCAGCGCUGCUGAUUUUCAGACUAUUCAAGGCACAAGGACGCUUCCUUGGCAAGGUUAAGGUCCGAGACAUGCCUAGCGGCCAACUUAUCGAUGGCGAGGCGAAGCGUAGCGGUUCUGGAGCUGGAACUGGAGCUGUGGCCAACGGUCACGAUUCCUACCCCACCAGAGAUGUUUUCAUCCCAUUCGACAACCAGGACGGCUCAAAUCCGGCGAUUCAACCUCAGCAUGCGUACCCAGGUGUCUUUAUAUUCAGAUUCUCCGAAGGAUUUAACUACCCGAACGCCAAUCAUUACUUGGACUAUUUGAGCAAGGUCAUCUUCGAGCAGACGCAACGUACAAACCCACACAGCUACGCCAGGCCUGGAGACCGCCCGUGGAAUGACCCAGGUCCAAGGCCAGGCAAGGAAGUCAAUGUCGAUGAUCAUCGACCAACACUGAAGGCUAUCGUCAUUGACUUCUCUUCCGUCAACAAUGUCGACCUUACCUCGAUUCAGAACUUGAUCGAUGUUCGCAACCAGCUCGAUCGAUACACUGCACCGGAGCGCGUUCAAUGGCAUUUCGCAUGCAUCAACAACCGUUGGACCAAGCGUGCCCUCGCGAAUGCUGGCUUUGGCUAUCCUUCUGUCGACAGCGAAGAUGCCUUCCAGAGAUGGAAGCCCAUUUUCAGUGUGGCGGAGAUCGGAGGCGCCUCGAGUGCAGCCGCUGCAGGAGAUGAAGCAUACAGCAAGCAGUUCUACCACACACAGUCUAAGGACCUCGAAAGCAGGCGACCUGAUGAUGACAGCAUCAACGCUUCAGAAUCUUCCAGCGACAUUAACACUCAGCUAAAAGACUCCGCGACUUACAAGGCGAAGGUCGCUGUGGUGCAGGGCCUGAACAGACCUUUUUUCCACAUCGAUGUGACUAGUGCCGUCCAAAGCGCUGUUUCCGGUAUCGAGGCACAGGGAAAGAAUGUAGAGUAAUGCACACAAAUAUCGUGUGGAGGAACGUUUCUUGUACAUAGAUUCUGAGCAGGCGCAUAGCGAUCACCCCAGGCAUUAAAUGAGCA